Messenger RNA from Lepus europaeus (European hare), 2551 nucleotides. RefSeq names its product gasdermin E (gene GSDME). Gene Ontology annotation, cellular component: cytoplasm. The record is from RefSeq and is a predicted model, not a curated record. Lineage: Eukaryota; Metazoa; Chordata; Mammalia; Lagomorpha; Leporidae. Gene Ontology annotation, biological process: programmed cell death. The transcript is spliced from 9 exons. The coding region runs from base 1 to 1500 and encodes 499 amino acids.
AUGUUUGCCAAAGCAACAAGGAAUUUUCUUAAAGAAGUCGACGCUGGUGGUAACUUGAUCGCCGUGUCAAACUUAAACGACUCUGAUAACUUACAACUCCUCAGUCUGGUGACCAAGAGGAAGAGAUACUGGUGCUGGCAGAAGCCCAAGUACCAGCUGUUGUCCGUCACCCUGGGAGACGUGCUCUCCGCAGCCGACUUUCCCAGUCCAGUGGUGGUGGAGUCGGACUUUGUGAAAUACGAGGGCAAGUUUGAGAACCACGUGAGCGGGUCCGUGGAGACGGCGCUGGGCAGGAUCAAGCUGAACGUGGGCGGCAAAGGCCUGGUGGAGAGCCAGUCUUCCUUUGGGACCCUCAGGAAGCAGGAGGUAGACUUGCAGCAGCUCAUCAGAAACUCCGUGGACAGGACGAUAAAGCGGAGCCACCCUCUGCUCCGGUACCUGCUGGAGAGGCGGGGCGAGGUCCUGUGCGUGCUGACGCAGAAGAUUGUGACGACGCAGAAAUGUGUGAUCUCCGAGCACGUGCAGAUGGAGGAGACGUGCGGUGGCGCCCUGGGGAUCCACACCAAGACGGUGCAGGUGUCGGCCUCGGAGGAUGGGAACGUUGUCAAGGACAGCAACGUGGUGCUGGAGAUCCCCACCGCCACCACCAUCGCCUACGGCGUCAUUGAGCUCUACGUGAGACUGGACGGCCAGUUUGAGUUGUGCCUCCUGCGUGGGAAGCACGGUGGCUUCGAGCACGAGAGCCGCGUGGAUCCUGUCUACCUGGACCUCCCUGCCUUCCGAGAGUCUGCCUCCGUGGAUGUCCCAGAUGCCGGCCAUGGCGCGUCUCCCCAGGGCGGGCCUUUACAUGUUCUACAACAAGCCACUUUGCUCCUGGAGAGGAAUUUCCACCCCUUCGUGGCGCUGCCAGCACAGCAACGGACGGCCUUGCGCGGCCUGCUGCACACGGUGCUGCUGGACGAAGAGCUGCUCGCUGCCCUGGAACAAGUGUGUGACGGCAUGAUCAGCAGCCUCUGGCCUCCACUGGGAACACAGUCGCUGGUGGCGGAGCUGAAGCCCCCGCAGCAGCAGGACCUGGAGGCCUUCCUGAGCCUGGUGGGGUGCAGGAUCCAGGGCGGGAGUCCCGGCGCCGGUGGUGAGGUCAGCGACCCGCAGCUCUUUGCCACGGCCCACUUCUUGGUCAGCGCGCUGGCAGAAAUGCCAGAUGCAGCUGCUCUGCUGGGCACCUGUUGGGAGCUGCAGAUUGUCCCUGUGCUGUGCCGCUUGCUUCGCGCUCUGUCUGAUGGUUGGGUCUUUGACCUUGGAGACCCGGCCCUGGCCCCUCUGAUGGACGCGGACACGUUUGAGGUUGCAGAGCGCCUGUUCGCCUUGGCCGACAUCAGCCUGCAGAGGCUGCACUCAUCCUUGCACGGCGCCAUCCUCAAGGACCCUCACGUCUUGCCACUGAUCCUUUACAUAAGUCUGAGUGGACUCUGUGCCCUCGGCGGACAGCGUUUGUGAAUCACAGGUAUAGGUGUGUGGCCGAGGCUGGGUACUGCUACCUUGGGGUUUAGGUUUGAUGGUGCACGGUAAAUGCUGAAAAGGAAAUGGAGUCACUAAACAUUGCACUCUGGGUACCCUUCAAACUGUUCCUUCACCAGUGAGGCCCUCCUCUGCUGCGGCCUGGCGUCCACGUAGAUUCGAGCACUGGGCGGGGGAGGGUGCAGAAUUCUGGGCUGGCAUCCGCUCAGACCUCUCUCCUGCAGAACACUGGGUCCGUCUGUCGUUUUCUUCCAUUUUCCACUUUCUGUUACACGAAAACGGAGGAGGCCUGACACUUUAAUCCAAAAGUUCAUUUUCAAUUGUGAAUGCUGUGGGAAGCCAAUUUCUCCUCACAGAAGAGGCAAAGUUUUGGAUGUGCUCCAUGUUAUUUGGUGAUUGAAAGCUGAGCGGCAAAUGCCACUGGAGAAUAUAUAUUGCUCUGCUAAACAAAACUGUACUUUACCAAGAAAAAUUGAAUAACAACUCUGCCCCCUGCUCGGGGAGGUUUAGCUACACACGUUUUAUGUGACCUUUCCACAUUUCGGGGAAUAUAGUAAUUCCCAGCCCAUAACAAUGUUUUGAUUUUCUAGGCAUUUGGAAUGCAUGCAUUCCUAUGUAAAAUACUGCAUAUUCUGCCACAGAAAACUGUACAUUGUGCUUGUUGUUGGUCUUGAUGCCUUUCUACUAUAAAUAGCCAGGGAUGUCUCACUAGUGCCCCUGGCUCCAGGCUCUGUAUUAUCCCCUGGGGACCAGAAGCAGCACCACCCAUUUACCCCCUUUCUUCUCUUCAGAUUCUAAUGAAUGUUAGCAAGGAAGAAAUAAAGCAAAUAAACCUUUCAUCACUUCUAUUAAAAAGGAGACUCAACUUUAUGCAAAUGCAUAUCAUAGCUGUGUACCGUGUACUGAGAAUAAGUACUUACCUUGUCCACAAAUUGGAAAAAAAAAAUGCAGAAGUUAAGGAGAUGUACUAAUUGAAUACAUGCUGUUUUUGGUCUGGUUUCAUGAAAUAAAGGACAAACUGCUACUGUAA